AUGUGGCUAGUGGGUGAGCCCGCGAAGAAGGAUGGCGGUUUCUGGAUAGAUGCGGAAAUUGUCGGGGCCAAUAGGUACAUGAGCACGAAAUUCAUGAUUGAGCCAACGACGAGGGUUGAGAAGACAAAGUCGAGCUCGUUGAGUCCGAAAUUGGGGCGUGAGGCCAUGUCACCGAGGACACAGGCGCUCACGCCAACAAUCUCUUCCAUGAGGACUUUGAAUGGGAAUUGGGGGUCGGCUAAAACCCUAGAUCGCCACCCGUUGAUGAAAGCACUGAUUGGACUGAAGCCAUCGAUUGAUACGGGUUUGUUGGGUUCGUCGGAAUCUUCACCGCCGCCGUUGUUUCCGCCGCCGCCGCGCCGCCCUCGAUUGUUGCCGCCGGUGAUGUCACCGCCGCCGCCAGCGGCGGCGGCGGCAUGA
Molecule: messenger RNA, 420 nt
Organism: Striga asiatica
Lineage: Eukaryota; Viridiplantae; Streptophyta; Magnoliopsida; Lamiales; Orobanchaceae
Source: the annotation of a GenBank genome assembly